Adineta ricciae is the source of this 1269-nucleotide messenger RNA. NCBI's taxonomy places the organism in Eukaryota, Metazoa, Rotifera, Eurotatoria, Adinetida, Adinetidae. The record is from the annotation of a GenBank genome assembly.
AUGGCUUCGAUUGAGAUCAGUUCGACAGGUUGGUUAGCGAUCUCUUUUCGAAAUGGAAUUGUCGGUGUAUUCAAUUUACACAAUCUACUAUCAUGGAAAGUUUUUCAUUCUGAACCGGUGAACACCGGAGAGUGUGGCUUGAUUAAAUUCAGUCCGAGUGGCCGAAUCUUAGUUUGCGUUGGACCAGAUCAACAAGUGAAUGUAUAUACAAAAUCAAGCGUCUGCUGGGAAUUAAAACAGAUUGUUGUAAUGAAAGAUUUGAUUGUGGCUUUAGAUCUGACAGAUAAAUUGUUGUUAGUCGCUGAUAAGAAUGGAUCUUUAUACGGAAUUGAUUUAUUAUUAAAUGGUGGAAAUGAACCUUUGAUUGUUUCAGAAGAUUUGUGUCUAUUGAAACAUUCAUCCGUGAUAGUUGAUAUCGCUCUUGUACAUAUAAAUAACACGGUAUCAUCGAUGCUAUACGCUGAUCAAGAGAAGAGAAUUUGUCUACGGUGUUAUCCGAAUAUUUUGCACAAUGAAAGCAAUUGUCUCGGUCAUCAGGAUGUAGUUACUCAUUUGAAAUUAGUUGAUCAUCAGACCAUUAUUUCUGCAUCAGCCGACGGAAUGUUUCGUUUAUGGAAUCUACCGAAUUGUACUCCACGAGCCUUCAUUCAUGGCAAAGCAUUAACCUUAUCACCAAAAGAAACCUUCUAUACUCAACUAUACGAUUCCUCCGACAGUAUGCUAAAAGAAAAUUACCAAAUACAUGAAUCAUUAGAAGAUUAUGAACUGAAUGGAAGUUCUACAUUGACUUAUUCCAUUUGGAAAAUGGAUGUAGUUUCAUCGAAUCCUAACACUUUAACAAAUCUGAUAAAUUUUACCAAUACACAGCGUAAAUUAACAUUCGACUCCAGCUAUGGUACAAUCAAUGACUAUCGUUUCCCUCCCAACAAGAUAUCAUCCAAUAAUCAUGCCGGUGAUACUAAAUUUUACCUAUAUAUUCUGUUUAGUACUAAUACACUGCUCAAAGUCGAUAUUUCCUCUCUACUUACUUGUGACAACGCAGAAUUAUUUGCAACUACAGAUAAUCAUAUGCAAGAAAUUAAUCGUAUAUUAGCAGGCAACAUAUUCCAUGCCGUGAAUAAUACUAGUCAGAAGUUAUUAGUAGAUAGAGAAGCGUUUGACAGUCAUGUCAAUUGUGCUGAUGCUUCGUGUUUGAAACGUAAAAUAGAUAGUGACGAAGAACGACAAAAGAAAAAACUAACGUCAUAUCAACAUGAAGAGACUGUUUGA